Molecule: messenger RNA, 2473 nt
Organism: Astyanax mexicanus (Mexican tetra)
Lineage: Eukaryota; Metazoa; Chordata; Actinopteri; Characiformes; Acestrorhamphidae
Product: histidine N-acetyltransferase-like
Exons: 4
Coding region: 729-1727 (332 amino acids)
Source: RefSeq, a predicted model, not a curated record
AUACAUAAUACACAAUACAAUAAAACAUCAGUGUUAAAUCAAGCUAAGAUCAGUGUGCACAAAUAAAUACAUUUUGACGUUGGAGAUCAUUGUUUCAAUGCAUUGGAAAUGAAAAAAUAUGUACAGUCUAGUGUAGUCUUGUAUAGAAUAGUAUAUUGUAAGCCGGUGGUUGGUGGUUCAAAAAAAUUCUCAGAAGUGUUUUCAUUCAUUAAUACGAUCAAUAGUUAAUUGAACUUAUUAAUUAAAUAAAUAAUUUAUUUAACAUGUAAUUAAUUAGUAUCAUGGGUUUAACUAUCAGGUGUCUGACUCAGAGACUAAGUUAAUAAACAGACACCGUUUGUUGUGUCCUGUUUUGACCGCUUGGUGUCACCGCAGCACAGUUUUACUGAGUGAACACAAACACCAGCCUAAAAAACGCUCCCUGUUCAUCUAAAUAACUUUUAUUUCAGUCAAAUUAACUCAAACGACGAAACCCAGCACUGUUGUAUAUUAUUUCACCAUGUGGGGGACUACAUUUAUUUUUAACCUACCUGGAGACAGGCACGUCUUUACGGAACAUUAACAGGUUUGCAAAGAAACCAGUCAGACCUCAGUGGUUUUAUAAGAACCUCAGGGUGAAGUUCAUGGUUCUGAAGCUCUUCCCCAGCACACUGACUGAACCCUGACCAGAGAGAAACCUCAGCCAAAUCACGAGCAAUUUCGGGUAGUUCUUCAUCAUCAAGAAAGCAAUGGAGGCACAAUGCAUAGGAGAGAGUGAUGGACUAAAAUUCUGGCUGGCCAGACCGCAGGACUAUGAUGAGGUGAUGGCAAUAUCACAAGACGUCCAUCUAGGCCACGACUACCUGCCUCAUCGAUACCACACCUGGAUGACAGAGAAGGACAGAGUCACUGUACUUGCCAGAAGAGAUGCAAAGUUGAUUGCACUGGAGUCUGGACUGGUGGUGGAUGGAGGAAGGACAGUAGUGGUGGAGGGACUCAGGGUGUGUCCGAGUGAAAGGGGUCAUGGUGUGGCUGGAGUGAUCCAGAGAAUCACUGAUGGAUAUAUUAAGCAAGUUUACCCAAGUGUAAACAUCAAACGAUUUACCAGAGUGGAUGAUCCAGGACCUGAGAAACUCUCUAAGUUCAUAGUUUUGGCUCUACGGGCUGUCCUGUCUUUAAUUGGAGAAGCUGAGGGCUUUAAUAGAUUUGUCGUAGGACUGAAAGCCAAACUGGAUAGUAUAGAGAAGACAGAACAAUCCACUACUACUAACAACCAACUGACUGUUCUGAAGGAUGAUCAGCAGCUCAAAGCCCUCCUCCUGGAUCCUGACCUUUCCACCAGACUUCAGCUUCCAGGAGGUGCCAUCAUCCAGGACUGGCUGCCCCUAAAACCAGUGGAAAGCAACUUGGAAAUCUUAAAGAGGAAGAACCUUACGUGGUUAGCUGACACUACUAAUGACAAACUGAGAUUCAUGAGCUUCCACACACCUCCUUAUCCUAUUCCUUUCAAUGGCGGUUCUUUGAGGUUAACCAUUGACAUGUAUGGGGAGAACCUUCCUCUUGCAAGAAAGGCACUGAUAACCCAUUUGGAACAGGUAAUGGGGGAGCUUCAUGGCACUGUGCUGGUUAAUAUCUAUUUGAAUCAAACUCUGUGGACAGGCAUGCAAAAAGUUUGUGAGGGAGAUGAGGGAGUGAAGCAAUUCCGGGAUUACUGGGAGCAGCUGUUUCUGGAAAGAGAGUUGUCAUGAUUGGUAGAAAAGGGCAGAAAGGCAAUCUAAUGUGUCUUAGAGAAUCUAAUGAGGAGGGCUUUACAUAAUUGCGAAAUUAGAUCAGCAGGUGUUGAGUAGCAAUAGUUGCAGUAAGCCCAGUUCAUUCAGUCAUUUAUAGAUAUUACAUAGCAGAAACUUGCAUGAGUGGAUCAGACACAACAGUAUUGAUGGAGAUCUUGUACACCUUUGUGUCACUGUUGAACUGAAUAGAAUAGUCCACCAACAGUGUCCUGUGGGCAGCAUCCUGUUGGGAGUGUCCUGUGACCCCUAACAAAAAACCCGAGGAUGACCAACACAAAUUGUGCAGCAAUUGAUGUGUUUCUGUCUCUGACUUUAUAUGUACAUGGUGGGCCAGCUAGGCAGGAGUGUCUAAUAGUGUGAUCAGUGAGUGCAUACAUUGUUUAAAAACUCCAGCAGCACUGCUGUGUCUGAUUAACUCAUUCCAGCACAACGCACAUUAAAACACACCGCCAUGUCAAGUGUCAAUGCAGUACUGAGAAUGACCCACCUUCCAAAUAAUACUCUGCUCUGUGGUGGUCCUGUGUGAACCUGAGCACUAAAGAACAGGGUGAAAGGAGUAUAAUAUAGUGCAAAAUGUAAAAAACUCUGAUAAUAAAUUGUUUUCCUUUAACUGGUCAGUCAGUCAGUUAGCAUAAACAAUCUUUAAAAAAGUGUGUUAAACAAAGCUGUAUACAACCAAAACAAUAAAUAACAGGGAACAGGGA